Messenger RNA from Ostrinia furnacalis (Asian corn borer), 644 nucleotides. Its product is annotated as fibrillin-3-like. Gene Ontology annotation, molecular function: calcium ion binding. The record is from RefSeq and is a predicted model, not a curated record. Bases 1 to 615 code for a protein of 204 amino acids. Lineage: Eukaryota; Metazoa; Arthropoda; Insecta; Lepidoptera; Crambidae. The transcript is spliced from 5 exons.
AUGAAUCUAAAUUGUCUGCCAUGUUCCGUACGUGGCGCGAGCGGCGCUUGCGUGCCGGUGGACGCGUGCGCGGCGGGCCCGUGCGGCGCUUCGCCGUGCUUCCCGGUGGCGGGCGCCUACCGCUGCGGCUGCCCCGCCGGCUACGGCUGGGACGCGGCGCACGGCGUGUGCCUGCAGUUGGCAGGCGGCUGUGCUACCGCUAGCUGCUUAUUCGGCUGCCAGUCUCUCGGCGACUCGUUCGAGUGCGGCUGCCCUACCGGCUACAGACUGGUCGGAGCUGGUCAUUGUCUCACCGCACUGGAUGCGGCGUUGCCUCCCGAUGACAUAGGAGACGCGCCCGUCUUCCCGCUCGGCAACCAGUACAAGGUUGGAGGGACGGGAAGCGACUUGGUAUCUAACGAGGGCUGCUUCAGCUGUAAGAUAAACGGACGUAGACGAAGAGCACCCGAGGAAGCAUUAGUAUUCGCCAACGGCACCACAGUCGUAAGGAAACGCAGGAGACGUAGCAGACGGCGCCGCUCGCUGCUGGAGCCAGAAGCAGAGCUGUUCCUGAUCUCGGGGUCUUUAACUGAUUUUCAUUUACUUGUGUCAGGGCGUGUGGUGACGGCAGAGUAGAAUACAUUUGUCACCAACCCCUACUCUUC